AUAGGCCUUAUAUGUACCCCCACGCGCACAUACCACAAAGCAACAACAAAGAAAAUCGAUUUUAAACACUUUCAAGCCGAGAGGUCAAUCUCUCUCUCUCUCUCUCACCCACACACAGAUUCUCUACCAGAAACUCUUCUUUCUCUACACCAUGGAUGACUUUCGGAGAAGCCAUGUACCGGCUUUCGGAAGCUGGGAUUGCACCGACGAUCUCCCUUUCACUCAGUGCUUCGAAUCGGCGAGGCAAGCCGGCUUGCUUCGCUACAGCUACUCUGCAGAUCGCGAUCUCUACGUCGCCGGCGAUUUGUACGAGAACGACGUCGUCACUCCCGCCAUGAUCGUCGUCCCUCGCCGAAGGGCAAAAGCACGUUACCCGAUUGUGAAAGGAGCGAAAAAGGAGGCAUGGGUGGUGUGUGAUGUGAAGGAACCGCCGAGCCCCGUUUCUCUUUCUCCGCCACCGCCGCCGCUGCCGCCGAGAAAAACUCCCAAAGCUGUUGACGAAGAUCUCUACAAGAUCUCGCCGGAACUCCUCCGCGCCAAGCACCGAAGAAAGAGAGGAUGGGGCUUGUUUUCCAGCUGCCUGAUGCCGACGUGUGCCUCAUGAAUCUGGGUGUGGAGCUUAUUAUCCAACGUACAUAUAAGUGGCAAAUGGGAAGAACUUUAUAUAUAUACAUAUAUAUAUAUAUGAGUGGUGUUAAUGUAUUUUUUGAGUUAGAGAGAGAAAGAUUGUUGGCUGGAGGAGAAGAUGAAUUAUUGAUCAUUAUCAUAUGAUAAUGGGGUUAAAGGAAACGGUUUUAUUCCUUUGUCUUGUAAUCUUUUUGUGGGCUUUUUUAGGUGUCAAUCUCUGCUGCUUGUUCAGAUCCAGCCUAUAUUAUGCCUAUUGGAUAUGAAAUAGGGGAGUAUUGGAAUUUGAGCUUUAAGAAAAAGUGAUUAAAAAAAAAAACAGAUCAAUUUGGUACUAUUAUUACUACUGCUAGUGCUUCUGCUUGUUCUUCAUCUUCAAAUUAUGGUGUCCAUUUUAUUAUGUAAAAUAUUUUACA
This is a messenger RNA of Camellia sinensis, 1040 nucleotides long. RefSeq lists its product as uncharacterized. The record is from RefSeq and is a predicted model, not a curated record. Lineage: Eukaryota; Viridiplantae; Streptophyta; Magnoliopsida; Ericales; Theaceae.